Melanotaenia boesemani (Boeseman's rainbowfish) is the source of this 1076-nucleotide messenger RNA. It is a transcript of the gene hspb6, whose product is annotated as heat shock protein, alpha-crystallin-related, b6. The record is from RefSeq and is a predicted model, not a curated record. Gene Ontology annotation, molecular function: protein folding chaperone. Gene Ontology annotation, biological process: protein refolding; response to heat. Bases 215 to 646 code for a protein of 143 amino acids. The transcript has 3 exons. Lineage: Eukaryota; Metazoa; Chordata; Actinopteri; Atheriniformes; Melanotaeniidae.
GGGCGGGAAGAAGUCAGACAGACCGGCUCGCCAGAUCAUUCCUGGUACUCUCUGUGCCUUCUCAUCAGGACAAGCGGACACCAGGGGCGGUUCUUUCUCCUUGCUGUACACGAAUUUGGUCAGAGAAUUUAAGUGGAAGUAAGUUACCCCGUGCCGUCUAUCUUGAAGCUUCACCUGCAAUCUAUUGUCAGUUGUUCUUCUCUGCUAAUUAGAAAUGGACUUCAUCCUACCAAAUACUCUGACAACUGGUGGUAUUCCAUGGGAAAAGGUUUUACCACCUCUUAUUCCACGUCUGAACGGGACUUACGGUCAUUAUAGCUGGUCUCCAUUACUCAUUCCAGAGACUGAUAAUGCCAGCUCUACAGAGGUGCAUUGUGAUGAGAACGGCUUUACAGUUCAAGUUGAUGUAAAGCAUUUCAACCCAAAGGACCUACUGGUUAAAGUAAUAGGAGAGUUUGUAGAAGUGCAAGGGAAACAUGAAGAAAAAAAGGAUGGCCCUGGCUUUACAACACGGCAGUUUAACCGCCGCUACCGAAUCCCAAAGGGAGUAGACACCAUGGCUUUGGAGUCAGCCGUCUCCCCAGAAGGCAUUCUUAUAAUAUCUGCGCCUAUGCUUAAAUCUGCAAACACCAAAGCCCUGACUUAAUGGCAUGAACAUCAUACCCUCAAGUCUUUGCUAUCUUCACCAAAUAAGAACAGAAAUGAAAAAGCCUUAACAAACACAGAUUAAAACAAUAAUUUCAAGCAUCUGCAUCUAACAUCAACACACAGCACGUGCCAAAACACACAUUUGUUCUGACCUGCUUCUGGCACAGUUCUAAUAUUCCCUGCUCUCUGUGGUUUGUAUAUACUAAUCUGCUGUUACUCAAAUAUCUUGCAUAAUAUGUCACAGACACUUUUUUUUGUAAAUAUUCUGUGUUCACAGUUUGAGCUGCUGUUCUUUUGUAAAUGUGCUGUAUUGUGAUGAAGAUGAAUGUACCUAGACAAAUCUCAAGCUUCUUUAAUGUGGAAAUAUUUAUUCCAAAAGUACAAAUACACUUUAUUUCUUUAUAAAAAUAAAAGAAAACUAAAAACUG